AAAAAAUAGUGAGCCGCAAAUGCAGCUUGUAUGGUGUACAGAAGACAGAAGAAGCAGUUUCUUCUUCUUUUCUUGAUCGAUUAAACUCUUCUCAAGUCUGUGUUGUUGUUCCAGUAUCCAUGGAACCGAAGAACCAGAAAUAUGCUGAUGAUAGAUUCAGCAACCUUCCAGACGAAAUCGUUCAUCACAUUCUUUUUUUCCUUAGGAGGAUGAAGGACCUUGCGAGACUAAGCGUCGUAUCAAAAAGAUGUAAAGAGUUGUGCAUAUCAAACCCAAAUUUGUUUUUGAGUAACAUGAACGACAAAUCAGUUGGAUCUCACUUCAACAGCUUUGUGGAUAGAUUCAUGGCUCUCCGCUGCUUGUAUGGGGUGAGGACGGAGCGAUUUCAGCUCCGUUGGUCUUUCUUCGAUCAAGACGAAGGAAACCGGGUGGAGACGUGGUUGCAGCAUGCAGUAAACUUGGGUGGUGUUGCAGUAAUUCGCCUCAAAUUCAUUCACCCCCACCCCGCAAAACGCUUCGCCUUGCUACUUUGUGUUUUGCGUUGUAAUUCUCUAAGGUUCCUCGAGGUCGAUGCCGGGAAUGCCUUUCUCACAUUACCCUCUACAUUAUCAACGGAUCCUUAUUUUGCUACAAAGCUCCAGUUCUUACACUUAGCCUCCAUUAAAAUUGAAAAAGACUGCAAUUUUGGAGAAUUGAUUUCAUCUUUCAAGUCCCUCAAGGUAUUGAUGCUUAACGAAAUACGCAGGGUAAAGAGCAUGACUAUCACCAGCUCGUCUAUUGAAAUUUUAUUCAUUAGAAGUAUUGGUUGCCUCCUCUGCGAUAUUGACAUUCAGCAGACAGACAAACUCUACAACCUUCAACUAAUCUGGUUUACCAGAUCUUCUACCAGUAAUUCACUUAAAAUCUCUGCUCCCAAUCUCCAAAAAUUUGGCUGGAGUGGAUUUGUUGUCGAUUACUACUGUAUGAGGGAUUCGCCACAUCUGUUGCAUGCCGUAAUUGGUCUUCAUCUACCUGCUCAACCGAGGGGGAAUCAAGCUUCUACCAAGGAUACCUUGGUUAAGCUUCUUCACAGCCUACGAAAGGCUAGACAUCUAAAACUACUGGAUUGUUUUGCUGAGGCUUUACUUAAGCAGGGUUGCUUGCCAUUUUCAUUUGAUAAUGUUGAGCAUUUAACUGUGGAUAGAACUUCAAGUGGUGACCAAGUCCUACCAUUGUCCUCCCUUCUCAGAGGAACACCUAAUCUAAAGCUUCUCAAUCUACAUGUUCAUCCUAGUGUGAUAAACUCAACACCAUCGUCUUCGAGAGAUCUUCCAUUUAAGAUGGAAUAUUGGCAAUCUCAAAACUUCAUGUUUACUCAUCAACUGAAAACAGUAGCUGUGCAGCUUUUCGAUAGAGAGAAUGAAAUAGAACUCAUCAAAUAUUUGCUCAAGAACGCAGAAAAAUUGGAAGAGAUGGUCGUUUUGUAUACAUCUCAAGUGUCAUCACAUGUCAUUUCUGAGUUAAGGAAGUACAAGAAGCCUUCAACAAAAGUGUUUCUACGUUCAAAAUCAUACAAUAAAUUGGGUCGUGUUUGUGCUAUUCGUGGUAGAAGACUCGUGUAAUUAAAUUUCCUAUGAUGUUAAAGAUAUGAGAGAUGGUUGACCUUUCUGAUAAUCAAAUGGUGUGGUAAAUGUUU
Molecule: messenger RNA, 1675 nt
Organism: Alnus glutinosa
Lineage: Eukaryota; Viridiplantae; Streptophyta; Magnoliopsida; Fagales; Betulaceae
Product: F-box/LRR-repeat protein At3g59190-like
Exons: 3
Coding region: 120-1601 (493 amino acids)
Molecular function (GO): protein binding
Source: RefSeq, a predicted model, not a curated record